Hyaloscypha bicolor E is the source of this 3663-nucleotide messenger RNA. Its product is annotated as valyl-tRNA synthetase-like protein. The transcript is spliced from 5 exons. The coding region runs from base 143 to 3457 and encodes 1104 amino acids. Lineage: Eukaryota; Fungi; Ascomycota; Leotiomycetes; Helotiales; Hyaloscyphaceae. Gene Ontology annotation, biological process: valyl-tRNA aminoacylation. Gene Ontology annotation, cellular component: cytosol. Gene Ontology annotation, molecular function: valine-tRNA ligase activity; ATP binding; aminoacyl-tRNA deacylase activity. The record is from RefSeq and is a predicted model, not a curated record.
AAUUCCUUCUAUCGCCCGCCGCGCAUUCUGAAUUACUCAAUUCUCUCAAAAGGACGCCAGCACGACGUCCAAAAUCCUAUUCAGAGCGCUCUGGGUGCGCAGGUCGCCCUACAUAUUUUCUUUUAACUACCCGCGUGCCAGAAUGGCUACCAACGCAGCUUCCUACAAUCCGAUUGGUGAGGAAACCGGACCGGUAUCUGGAAAGCCUCCAGCUCUCUCUCCUGAAACCAAGGACGCCGUGAAAGAUGCUGCAAGCUCUAGCCCGACAGGUUCUCAUGUUCCAGGACAAGAUGCUGGUAGCAAAGUUGGCGCUGCUGAAGCCGGUGCAGGAGAGAAGAAGGUGAAGAGCGAGAAAGAGCUGGAACGUGAACGAAAGAAAGCCGAGAAACAGGCCAAGUUCGAUCAAAAGAAGGCCGCUCAGGCAAAUGCCGCCCCCACAGCAACUAGCAAGAGCAAAGAGAAGAAGGCCAAGGCUGAGAAGAAGGCUGAAGAAGAAGUUCUGCCGCCCUACGUUGAGGAGACUCCUUUCGGAGAGAAGAAGAUUUUGAAACCCAUCGACGAUCCCCAAUACAAAGCCUAUAACCCGACUGUCGUCGAAUCCGCAUGGUAUGCUUGGUGGGAGAAGGAGGGAUUCUUCAUCCCCAAGUUCAAAGAAGAUGGUAAGGUCAAAGAUGAAGGAUCUUUCGUAAUUGUUGAGCCACCGCCUAACGUCACCGGAAAUCUACACAUGGGUCAUGCCUUGGGAAAUGCCUUGAUUGACCUGAUGAUUCGGUACAAUCGUAUGCAUGGCAAGACCACCCUGUGGCUGCCGGGAUGCGACCACGCAGGUAUCUCAACCCAAAAUGUGGUAGAGAACAUGCUCUGGCGUCGCCAACAGAAGACUCGUCAUGACUUGGGACGGACCAAAUUCGUGGAGACUGUGUGGGACUGGAAGCAUGAGUACCAUCAAAAGAUCAACAAUGUCUUCCGAAGAACCGGCUGCUCCUUUGAUUGGACUCGAGAAGCUUUUACCAUGGACCAAAACUUUUCAGCUGCCGUUACAGAGACCUUUGUGAGGUUACAUGACGAAGGCACCAUCUACAGAGCAAAUAGACUUGUCAAUUGGUGCACCAAACUCAACACCGCUCUCUCAAACCUCGAAGUAGUGAAUAAAGAACUUCCUGGUCGAACUUUACUGGACGUGCCUGGUUAUGAUAAGAAAGUGGAAUUUGGUAUCAUUGUUCACUUCAAGUAUGAAAUUGAAGGCACGGACGAAAGGAUCGAGGUCGCAACUACGCGUCCAGAGACCAUGCUUGGAGAUACGGCUGUUGCAGUGCACCCUGAUGAUGAGCGCUACAAACAUCUCGUCGGCAAGAAUGCCAUCCAUCCUUUCAUACCCGGCCGACUGAUGCCGAUUGUCGCCGAUACCUACGUCGAGAAAGAAUUUGGUACUGGUGCUGUCAAGAUCACCCCUGCUCACGAUCCCAGCGAUUUUGCACUUGGUCAACGACACAAUCUCGAAUUCAUCAACAUCUUGACCGAUGAAGGGAUGAUGAACGAAAAUGCCGGUCCUUAUGUAGGCCAGAAGCGAUUCGAUGUCAGAUACACCAUUCAGGAGGACCUGAAAAAAGCUGGCUUGUACGUUGAUAAGAAGGAUAACGCCAUGACGGUCCCUCUUUGCGAAAAGUCAAAGGAUGUUAUCGAACCACUGAUGAAACCACAGUGGUGGAUGAAGAUGAAGGACAUGGCUGCUGCUGCUCUGGACGUUGUGAAGACCGGAGAGAUUAAGAUCUUGCCGGAAACUGCGGAGAGGAGUUACAUUCGAUGGAUGGAGGACGUCAAUGACUGGUGUCUUUCGAGGCAACUGUGGUGGGGUCAUCAGGCACCAAUGUAUUUCGCCCAGAUUUACGGCGAGGAGCACGACGAGGCUAAUGGCAAGCUGUGGUUUGCUGGUCGAACACAGGAAGAGGCUGAAGCGAAAGCUAGAAAAGCUCUUCCGGGAAAGAACUUUACUCUGAAGAGAGAUGAAGAUGUUCUUGACACAUGGUUUUCAUCUGGUCUCUGGCCAUUCGCUACCAUGGGUUGGCCAAAUCAGACGCACGACCUCGAAACCUUAUUUCCCACUUCCGUGCUGGAGACUGGAUGGGAUAUUCUCUUCUUCUGGAUCGCUCGUAUGGUCAUGUUCAGUCUGAAGCUGACUGGCAAGGUACCAUUUACCGAGGUUUACUGCCAUUCUCUCAUUCGAGACUCCGAAGGACGAAAGAUGUCGAAGUCCUUGGGCAAUGUUAUCGACCCCAUCGAUGUGAUUGAGGGCAUUGCAUUGCCGGAUCUUCACAAGAAGCUUGAGACGGGCAACCUGAACCCCAUUGAAGUCAAGCGAGCUACACAGUAUCAAAAGAGUGCAUUCCCAGACGGUAUUCCUCAAUGUGGCACGGAUGCGCUGCGUUUCGCACUAGUUUCAUACACCACUGGAGGCGGUGAUAUUGCAUUCGACAUCAAAGUCAUCCAUGGAUACCGGAAGUUCUGCAACAAGAUCUAUCAGGCUACAAAAUAUGUACUUGGUAAACUCGACAAGGAUUUCGUCCCCAAGAAGACGGCCAAGCUCACCGGCAAGGAGUCGCUAUCUGAACGAUGGAUUCUGCAUAAGAUGACUAUGGCAGCAAGAGAUAUCAACAAGGCCAUCACUGACCGCGAAUUCAUGCGUUCAACCACAAUCAUCUAUCAAUACUGGUACAACCAACUGUGCGAUGUAUAUAUCGAGAACUCGAAAGCCAUUAUCCAAGAUGGCACACCAGAAGAGAAGCAAUCUGCUGUUGAAACAUUAUACACAGCUCUCGAAGGUGCUUUAACAAUGAUUCACCCAUACAUGCCGUUCCUGACAGAAGAGCUCUGGCAACGCCUCCCUCGCCGAACAGACGACAGGACCCCAUCAAUCGUGCUCGCCAAGUAUCCUGUGUAUGACGCCUCAAUGGAUGACCCUACCUCUGAAGAAGCAUAUGAGCUCGUUCUCGGCAUCUCUAAAGGCAUCCGAUCACUGAUGGCAGAAUACUCACUCAAGGACGAAGGACAAGUGUUCAUUCAAACAUACGACGCGACUUCUCAUAGCACCGCAACGGCGCAAAUCCAAUCCAUUAAAUCUCUUUCCGGGAAAGGAGUCUCGUCGCUUUCCAUUCUCUCCUCGUCCGACUCUCGACCUCCUGGAUGCGUCGUAUUUUCUGUCUCCUCUGCCUGCGCAGUCUUCUUGCACGUCAAGGGCCGGGUAGACAUGGACGCUGAGAUUCAGAAGGCAUCCAAGAAGUUGGAGAAGACGAAGCAAGGAAUCGAGAGACAGAAGAAGAUUCUGGGUGAUGAAGGGUACAAGGAGAAGGUCAGCAAGGAGCUGCAGGAAGUUGAGAUAAACAAGUUGAAGGAUUUAGAGACGGAGAGGAGUGCAUUCGAAGAAACUAUUAAGCAGUUCGAGCAGCUGAAGAUGGAGUAGAAGAGGUGUUUACGUGGGAAGAGGAAAAGCGUGUUGCUGAUGUUUUGAUUCAUGUGCUACUUUACCGGAAAAGAGCUUCUGUGUAACUUGAUAGAUUCCAAUCCUUAAGAGAACAUACGCAUUUUCGUCAACAACUUGUAACAGAAAUCCUGCCGACUCGAGCACAGUACACCAGGAGCCCGAGCGGUCUAGCAUUAGAAAACUAU